Raphanus sativus (radish) is the source of this 2481-nucleotide messenger RNA. RefSeq names its product inactive TPR repeat-containing thioredoxin TTL3. Bases 242 to 2275 code for a protein of 677 amino acids. Gene Ontology annotation, cellular component: cytoplasm. Lineage: Eukaryota; Viridiplantae; Streptophyta; Magnoliopsida; Brassicales; Brassicaceae. The transcript is spliced from 8 exons. The record is from RefSeq and is a predicted model, not a curated record. Gene Ontology annotation, molecular function: protein binding.
UAAACGAGACUAAUAAAUACACUAAGAAUUAAAAUUGUGGUAAAUCACUGUAUUUGUCCAUUCAACGACAAGCAGCCGUGAGGACACGGGAAGUAAAGAGAGAGAGACUCGUGAUGAACAUCAGAAGAAGAAGAUCAAUGUCCUAAUCCCAGAUCAAGCUUCGGUCUUGAGUUUCUGACUUCUGAGAAGAAAGAAGAAGAAGAAGAAGCUGAGGGAAGCCAUUAGAUCAAAAAGUACGAGGAUGUCUCAUUCUAGAAGCCUUUCGUUAGAACCUGCCAUUACAGGAAGGUUCCGUGACUCAUUGAGUUUACAAAGACACGACGACGAUGACGUCAUCAACAAACCAGACUUCCGAGAACUCGAUCUCGGCUCUCCCGUUUCCACCUUAAUGCCACGUGUCUCCUCCUCCUCCGCUUCCUCGGCGGCAGCGACUCCCACCAGCAGCUCCGGUUCCUCCGGCUCCGCUUCCGGAAAACCGUCGGUGACUUGUAAAAAAAGCCACUCCGGCGAGAUUUCCGGUGUACCCGGAUCCGCAAUGCCGGCGGUUAAGAAUCUCAAACCGGGUCACAGGAGAUCCUCUUCGACGGGAAAGCCGUUGAUCUUCUCCGGCUCUAGCUUCUACUCGGCCUCCGGCGGAAGCGGCGCCACGUCGGCGGUGUCACCGAGUCCCGCCGUUUUACCCGCCGGCAACAUUUGCCCGUCGGGUCGGAUCUUGAAAACCGGAAUGGCGGCUCGGACCUCGAGCAGGACAGAGACUCUCUGCACGGGAUCCGGUAACUACGGACACGGAAACGUCGUACGCAGCGCCGGCGUCGGAGGAGGAACCGCCGGGAAUCUGAACCACUCCGGUGAAAGCUCGGAGGAGGUGAAGAGACUAGGGAACGAUAUGUACAGAAGAGGGAACUUCUCGGAAGCUCUGUCUUUAUACGACAGAGCAAUCUCACUGUCACCGGAAAACGCAGCGUACAGAAGUAACCGCGCGGCUGCGUUAACGGCGUUGAAACGGUUAGGAGAAGCCGUUAAAGAAUGUCUCGAAGCUGUGAGGCUUGAUCCGUCUUACUCUAGAGCUCACCAAAGACUAGCUUCACUCUAUCUCAGAUUGGGAGAAGCUGAGAAUGCGAGGCGGCAUCUUUGUUUCUCCGGUCAGUGUCCGGAUCAAACCGAUCUCCAACGGCUGCAGACGCUGGAGAAGCAUCUCCGCCGUUGCUGGGAGGCUAGGAAGAUCGGAGAUUGGAGAACGGUGAUCAAAGAAACCGAUGCAGCUAUUGCGAAAGGAGCUGAUUCGUCUCCUCAGCUUGUAGCAUGUAAAGCUGAAGCCUUGUUGCGUCUUAACCAAAUAGAGGAUUCAGAUUUCUGUAUAUCUUCCGUUCCAAGAAAUGAUCAUUACCACACUCAACCACAAGCUAAACUCUUCGGUAUGGUCGCUGAAGCUUAUGUCCUCUCUAUCCAGUCUCAAGUUGAUAUGGCAUUAGGAAGAUUCGAAAACGGUGUUGUAAAGGCAGAGAGAGCUGCGGUGCUAGAUCAGACCAAUCCCGAGCUUGUGUCGGUUUUAAACAAUGUCAAGAUGGUUGUGAAGGCACGUACUCGUGGUAAUGAGCUGUUUAGUACAGGGAGAUACUCUGAAGCGAGUGUAGCUUAUGGAGACGGGCUCGAACACGAUGGUUCGAACUCGGUUUUGUACUGCAAUAGAGCAGCUUGUUGGUAUAAGCUCGGUUUAUGGGAGAAAUCAGUUGAAGACUGUAACCAAGCACUUAAGAUUCAUCCUAGUUACAUCAAGGCGCUUCUAAGAAGAGCUGCUUCAUACGGAAAGUUUGGUCGAUGGGAAGAUGCGGUUAGAGAUUAUGAGUUUGUGAGAAGGGAACUUCCAGGAGAUGGUGAAGUUGCGGAGUCUUUAGAGAGAGCGAAAACCGCGGUGAUGAACAGAAGUCAAGAAUCUAAAAGCUUAGGAGGAUACAAUAACCAAGUUGAAGCGGUUUCAACUUUGGAUAAGUUCAAGAACGUUGUCUCACUUCCCGGUGUUUCUGUGUUUCAUUUCAAGUCAUCAUCAAACCGACAAUGCGAAGAGAUAUCUCCCUUCAUCAACACUUUAUGCCUUCGGUAUCCAUUAGUACAUUUCUUCAUGGUGGAUGUGGAGGAGAGCUUGGCGUUGGCGAAGGCAGAGAGUAUCAGGAAAGUUCCGACGUUUAAGAUGUAUAAGAAUGGAGACAAGGUGAAGGAGAUGAUAUGUCCGAGCCACCAGUUUCUUGAGGACUCUAUAAAGCAAAUCAUCCUAUAAUACAAAAGCAUAUAUCAUCAUCAUUAUCUGUUUCCCUAGUUUGAUCCCAAGAGCCUAUUUUUAAGACAUAAGAGAAGAGCUAUUCUAUCAUUCAACAAAAUUGUUCAUUCUUUCUUUUUUUUUCUACAUAUUUUUGUGAGGUUUGACUCUGCUUGCUUUGAACGAUAAGUGUUCAGAAGUAUUCAAAAUAUGCAAAGCUUCACGUC